GCGGCAGGGGCGGAGCUGGUUGCUAGGAAGCGGGUUUCCACCAAUCACCUGCCCCGCAGUGGGCGGGGCGCGGCUCGCAGCGUCUGUGGUAACCCGGACUGCGAUGCAGGAAAAGGCCAGAGGCGGUGAGAGCUUUUGUGUUCAAAUAUAGGUGCCCAUUGGAAUUUAUUUUCAUCCACUUUUUUUUAAUGUAAGGAGGGAAAAUGACUGCUGGUUCAGUGUGUGUCCCUCAGAUCAUACCACUGCGAGUGCCUCAGCCUGGAAAAGCCAACCAUGAAAUUGAUAACAAUACACUUUUGGAAAUGAAAUCGGACACCCCAGAUGUCAACAUAUAUUAUACCCUGGAUGGCAGCAAACCUGAAUUUCUAAAGAGAAUUGGUUAUGGUGAAAAUAAUACAUUUAAGUAUACGAAGCCUAUUACUCUGCCUGAUGGAAAAAUACAAGUUAAAGCUAUUGCAGUCUCUAAAGACUGCCGACAGAGUGGCGUUGUAACAAAGGUGUUCCAGGUGGACUAUGAACCACCAAAUACAGUUUCUUCAGAAGACAAUAUUGGAAAUGUUCUCAAAGAUUCUUCAAAGCAGGAAUUGAAAAAUGGAUUUGUUGGGGCAAAACUAAGGAAGAAAUAUAAGAAUGCUGAAAAUAAACUGUGUUGGAAUGUUAACCUUAGCAAGUUUCCAGCGAGUCCACUGGAAACCCCAGCUUACCAUGAAGAAUCAGGUUCUAGACCACCUACCCACCAGUCCCAGUUCCCUGGUUUUGCAAACAUAACUGGCCAGAAGAGUUUGACAAGCACAGAGAUCAUGCGAAUUCAAAGGGAGACAGACUUUCUCAAGUGUGCCCACUGUCUUGCCCCUCGCCCAUCUGAUCCCUUUGCUCGCUUCUGUCAAGAAUGUGGCUCUCCUGUCCCACCCAUAUUUGGCUGUCGUCUUCCACCCCCAGAAGGAGCUCAGAUGGGCUUAUGUGCAGAAUGUGGAAGCAUGGUGCCCAUGAACACUCCCAUCUGUGUGGUGUGUGAGGCCCCUCUUACUCUACAGCUGCAGCCACAGGCCAGCCUCCGCUUGAAGGAGAAAGUAAUUUGCCGCACCUGUGGCACAGGGAAUCCUGCUCACCUGAAAUACUGUGUCACCUGUGAGGGAGCCCUGCCUUCAACACAAGAGUCCGCGUGCAGGGGAGAUAAAGCCCCUCCUCCGCGCACUCAGAAGGGGGAGACCAUUUCCUGCUCCAAAUGUGGGCGCCGGAAUCGCCGAGAAGCUUGCUUCUGUGACUGGUGUGGAGCCACGCCUGGCAUUCCUGCUCGCUUCUCUGUUUGCCCUAAAUGUGGGGCCAGCAAUCACCCAUCUGCCCGAUUCUGUGGCUCCUGUGGUGUUUGUGUCAAGUCCUUGGCAAGACUUAGUGUGGAUGACAGGCUAGCUCCAGCUGCUGGAGAACCUGGCCCUUUUGCUGAGCCCCAAUCUGCCUGGCAGUCGCUAAGUGUUUCUUGCCCCAAACCUGAUGCUGGGACUAAGAAGGCUGUAGGAACACAGACCACUGGCCUGUUCUACCCAUCUGGCAAACUGCUAGCCAAAAGGGAACUGGAAGUGGCUUCUCAGAAGCAGACGCAGGAGAAGAUGAGUGACCACAAACCUCUCCUUACAGCUGUCAGCCCAGGACGAGGAUACUGGAGAAAACAGUUGGAUCACAUCUCUGCUCACCUCAGGUCUUAUGCUCAGAACAACCCUGAAUUCCGGGCCUUGAUUGCAGAACCCAGGAUGGGAAAGCUUGUCUCUGCUACUGUCCAUGAAGAUGGCUAUGAAGUUAGCAUCAGGCUGAAUUAUAUUCAAGUAUCAAACAAAAACCUUUCCCUCAACAAGGCGGUGAAUUUCAGCGACCACUUUCUGAGCAGUGGUAAUGGGCUGUUCGGCAGCAGGUCCAGCUCGGUGAGUGACUACAGCCAUAGCACCUCAGACACCACUGAAAACAUCAAGAGGACAAAGAAUUUCAAGACCAAGAAAUUUCAAGAAAAGAAGGGGCAGCUUAUACCUGAAAACAGACUUCUGCUGAAGGAAGUGGGACCGACAGGGGAAGGAAGAGUCUCUGUGAUUGAACAGCUGCUUGAUGAAGGAGCAGAUGCCAACUGCAGCGAUGAUGAAGACCGACCUGUUAUAACCGUGGCUGUUGUGAACAAGCACCAUGAAGCGAUUCCAGUUCUCGUGCAGAGAGGAGCAGAUGUUGACCAGCAGUGGGGCCCGCUCCGAAAUACAGCUCUUCAUGAAGCAACUCUGCUUGGCCUGGCAGGGAGGGAGUGCGUCGCUGCUUUACUGCGAUGCAACGCAAGCAUCCGAAAGAAGAACGCAAGAGGCCAGACAGCGCACGACCUGGCUCUGGAAAUCGGGGACGACCUGAUCACCUCGCUCUUUGCUGCUAAGCUCAGCCUAGAUGACUGUUAGACCCCAGGGUCUCUGCGGGACUUCACUGGAAGAAACCAUCCGGCUCUGGCAGUUCUUUGUUUCUUUCUGAAAUGUGUGUUUGAGGUUUGGGAAUUGAAGUUGAGAGAAACUCAUAGAUUUUUUUUUUUAGUUAUAUGGCAGUGUAAGCCACCAACACCACAUGGGCAUUUCCCAAUAUGCCCUGGAUGGUGAUGAACUUAAUGUGUGGUUUUUAAUGGUUUAUUGCUGCUUAUUUUAGAAUUUUCUUUUAAAUUUAUUUUUCAAUAAAUAAUAAUUGCACAUGGUUCUAAGUUAAAAAGUAUAAAGUAUUAUGUAGUAAAAAAAAGCUUCCUCCCAUCCCUGUCCCACAGCCACCCACUUCCCCUCCUCAAAGGCAGCCAAUGAUACCAGUGUCAUCUAUGUCUUUCUAGAAAUAGUAUAGGAUUAUAUAAGCACGUGUAUUU
Messenger RNA from Ceratotherium simum simum (southern white rhinoceros), 2869 nucleotides. RefSeq names its product double zinc ribbon and ankyrin repeat domains 1 (gene DZANK1). The record is from RefSeq and is a predicted model, not a curated record. NCBI's taxonomy places the organism in Eukaryota, Metazoa, Chordata, Mammalia, Perissodactyla, Rhinocerotidae. Gene Ontology annotation, molecular function: protein binding. Gene Ontology annotation, biological process: eye photoreceptor cell development.